GCUAAGGACACACUAGGCGAUUUUGCCGCGAAAAGUCGCCCGCGAUUUUUAAAAAGAAAGUCGCGGCGACAUGGCGAUCGUCAUUUGCUGCAGCGAUUGGAAGGAGCGACAUUUACAGGAAGCGACUGUUAUACCACAAUGCCAUGCGAAACUAGCACGUCAUGUUCAAGCAGAAAACGGAAGUCGUCAUUGUUCGUUCGGCGUGUUGUCUCAGUGGCGUGUUGUCUCUGCGGCGUGUUGUCUCAGCGGCGUGUUGUCUCCUGCUUCAUUAUGGAGGAUGAGCUGGCAGUAUUAUUUAUGCUUAUCUACUUGUAUUAUUUUUUGCUACAGGAAGAAAGAAAAAAAAGAGCAGCUGCUAGAAAGUAUUGGGUACAUCCCAUAACAAGUCAGCGGCUAAAGAAUGGACAGUUUCAUAUUUUAUACAGUGAACUGCGCCGUUAUCCUGAAAAAUUCCAAAAAUUUUUUCGGAUGUCAACAUCUAGCUUUGAUGAGCUGCUGACUAUUUUAACGCCAGGUCUGAGUCAUGACCACACGUUGAUGAGGGAUCCGAUUUCGCCCGAGGAACGACUAUGCUUAACUCUAAGAUUUUUAGCAACUGGGCAGUCAUUUUCCUCUUUAUAUUUCCAGUUUCUUAUUGGUCGAUCCACUAUUUCCAAAAUUGUUAGAGAAACGUGUAUGCUUAUGUGGUCUGAGCUGAGAAGACUUGUGAUGCCAGUCCCAGAUGAAAAUGCAUGGCUGCGCAUUGCAGAAGACUUCCAACAAAAAAACAAUUUUCCGAAUUGUUUGGGGGCCUUGGAUGGAAAACACAUUCGAGUUACUCUGCCAAUCAAAAGUGGUUCAAAAUACUUUAAUUAUAAAAAAUACUUUUCCAUUGUUCUUAUGGCUGUCGUUGACGCAAAUUAUUGCUUUACACUCAUUGAUGUUGGAGCCUAUGGAAGCACUGGCGAUGCUAGUGCUUUCAGGAAUUCUUCAUUCGGACGCCGACUCUCAGAAGGGGCACUUCAACUACCUCCUCCGAAACCAUUGCCUGGGACUGCUGGACCUUGUAUGCCUUAUGUCUUUGUGGGUGAUGAGGCAUUUGGCCUUACGGAAAAUAUAAUGCGGCCAUACCCAGGGUCACAAAGGGCCAUUCAGAAAAGAGUUUUCAAUUACAGAUUAUCAAGAGCAAGGCGUAUGGUGGAAUGUGCUUUUGGUAUUCUGUCCAACAAAUGGCGGGUAUUCCAUACUGCUAUACAACUGGAACCUGAUUUUGUGGACAAUGUGAUAAAAGCCGGUUGUGUUUUACAUAACUUUGUGCGGCUUCGGGAUGGCUACAAUUACCAAGACACCCUAACAGAUGAUAUACCAGACAUUGAUUGGGCCCCUGUUAGAGGUCCUACAGGAGGAAUGAGGGUGCGAGAUCAUUUGGCAAAUUAUUUUAUGUCUCCUGAUGGCUCAGUACCGUGGCAGUUAAACCGCAUGUAGUCUGUAACCAGGCUAAUGUUUUAUGCUACCUUUAAUAAAUUCUGUUUAAAAUACUAAGGUUGUUGUGUUGUUUUUCACUCACAGUUUUGUUUAUGUUUGUAUUGAGAAGGGCUCUUGUUCCUUAAACAAACAGGUUUAAGAAAAAGAUACAACAUUUUUGAUACUUAGCACAGUUGAGGGACCCUCCAUAAAAUACUAUAACUUCCCAGUUCCAGGACAAAUUUAUUGAGCCUCUCACAAACUUUAUCUUAUCCAUCCCUCCCAAUAUGUAUAUAUACAU
Molecule: messenger RNA, 1744 nt
Organism: Xenopus laevis (African clawed frog)
Lineage: Eukaryota; Metazoa; Chordata; Amphibia; Anura; Pipidae
Product: protein ALP1-like
Exons: 2
Coding region: 139-1464 (441 amino acids)
Source: RefSeq, a predicted model, not a curated record